UUGAGUAGUCUCCGGUGAUUUACUGACAGGAGCCAUAUUUUAGACAGAGUAACUCGUCUCCAUUCUGUUCUUCCGGAUUCACACACCAGCGGGUCAAUUUUUUUUUUUUUUUUCUUUCAAGAAAAUAAGAGUUCAGAGAAGGCUUUAAGGCAACACAACUCUUUAUCUUCCCGUAGUAAAGAUGGCGACACCCUGAACGUAAAUUACAAGGAACACCACUUCCGCGUUUCUCUUGCUCCCUGGUCCAAGAUGGCGGAUGAGGCCACUCGGCGGGUCGUUUCUGCGAUCCCAGUGCUGAAGACUAACGCCGGACCCCGAGAUCGAGAACUGUGGGUACAACGACUAAAGGAGGAAUAUCAGUCCCUUAUCCGGUAUGUGGAGAACAACAAGAAUGCAGACAACGAUUGGUUCCGACUGGAGUCUAACAAGGAAGGGACCCGGUGGUUUGGAAAAUGCUGGUACAUCCAUGACCUCCUCAAAUAUGAAUUUGACAUCGAGUUUGACAUUCCUGUCACAUAUCCCACUACUGCUCCAGAGAUUGCAGUCCCUGAACUGGAUGGGAAGACAGCAAAGAUGUACAGGGGUGGCAAAAUAUGCCUGACUGAUCACUUCAAACCUUUAUGGGCCAGGAAUGUACCCAAGUUUGGACUAGCUCAUCUCAUGGCCUUAGGGCUGGGUCCUUGGCUGGCAGUGGAAGUCCCUGAUCUGAUUCAGAAGGGUGUGAUCCAGCACAAAGAGAAAUGCAACUAAUGAAGGAUCAAGCCACUGAAGCAGGACAGAGGGACUUUUGAUAGACUGUGUUCCCCUUUUCUUGUGCAUCAUUGUUCCUACUCAUGGUCCCUGCUCCCCACACCCAUUCACCUCUGGUCAUGAAGUAGCUAUAGCAGGCAUUACUGGAGGAAAAAAGACCAAUAACAUAGUGAUGCCACUAAGUUAAGCUGUUCAGAGAGGGGAAAGACUUGGCUCUUGAAAAACCAGUUUGUAGUUUAUAUCCCCUCCCUAGGUAUUGCCAUGAAAACCUCAAAUCUUGGAAGAAUAGGUGUUAAUGAUAGUAUAUAGUGUUUUUUUGGUUUCUGGAGACAACUUGUUAAUAAAAGCUGCUUCCUGUGCUA
Molecule: messenger RNA, 1112 nt
Organism: Nannospalax galili (Upper Galilee mountains blind mole rat)
Lineage: Eukaryota; Metazoa; Chordata; Mammalia; Rodentia; Spalacidae
Gene: Ufc1
Product: ubiquitin-fold modifier conjugating enzyme 1
Exons: 6
Coding region: 250-750 (166 amino acids)
Biological process (GO): protein K69-linked ufmylation
Cellular component (GO): cytoplasm
Molecular function (GO): UFM1 conjugating enzyme activity
Source: RefSeq, a predicted model, not a curated record